GGCCAACUUUGCCUAUUUCCAGGGCUUGCUAUGUAUGUCAAAAAGCAAAAAUGUCUUUCCCAUAUAAGAAUGUGCUCCUAAUUGGCGCGACGGCAGGCAUUGGCCUAGCUUUAGCUGAGCGCAUGAUCGAGAACGGCAUCUUCGUCAUCGGUGUGGGUCGUCGCAAGGAGAGGCUUGAUGCAUUCGUAGCUAAGCACGGUGCUGACAAGGCGGCGGCGUCGCAAUUCGACAUUACCGAGUUCGAUAAGAUCGAGGCGUGGGUCAAAGAAAUUACCACCACAUACCCCCUCAUCGACGUCGUGAUCAUGAACUCCGGCAUCCAGCGCACCCUCGACUUCACUAAGCCUACGGCCAUCGACCUGCCGCGCACGAUGCAGGAGCUCGGCACAAACUACACUUCUUACCUGUAUCUAAUCACGUACCUACUCCCACACCUACAAUCCCUAGCCCCGAAGCCAACGGCUCUAGUCGGCGUGACAUCAGGGCUAGCGCUCGUCCCACUACCACGAUGCGGGAACUACUGCGCGACGAAAGCAGCGAUGCACUCGCUCCUCUGGUCGAUCCGGGCACAGCUCAGCUACGACCCAUUAAGCCAGCAUAUCAAGGUAAUCGAAAUUCUGCCGCCGGCAGUACAGACAGAGCUGCACUCGCAGCAGAAGGAGCUCGUGGCGAUCGGAGAGGGUAACAUCGGGAUUCCGGUCGAGCAGUUCACGGACGAGGCGUGGGCGGGGCUAACGCGGGGCGACGAGGAGAUACCGGUUGGUAUUGUGAAGGAUCGGUUCGAUGUGACGGAGGAGCCGCGACGCGCGCAGUUUGGGAGGAUCGUGUUGGCGUUUAUGGGGAAGAGAAAAUGACUGUUGCGAGGAGCGAGAUUGUGAGGUUAGGUAAGGUGAGGAAUGCAGAGGUAUAAAAAAUAUCCGAAUAUUUGGAUCUGACGUGAGAUGCGUUCUUAAUAUAAGUGAUAGCGGCGGAUGAACUUAAGCAUAAUACAGGGGCAAACUCCGCGAUCUUCGAUGGAUUCUCCG
Messenger RNA from Annulohypoxylon maeteangense, 1025 nucleotides. RefSeq names its product putative NADP(+)-dependent dehydrogenase. Bases 51 to 854 code for a protein of 267 amino acids. Lineage: Eukaryota; Fungi; Ascomycota; Sordariomycetes; Xylariales; Hypoxylaceae. Gene Ontology annotation, molecular function: oxidoreductase activity. The transcript is spliced from 3 exons. The record is from RefSeq and is a predicted model, not a curated record.